This is a messenger RNA of Magallana angulata, 2612 nucleotides long. RefSeq names its product forkhead box protein B1-like. Gene Ontology annotation, molecular function: RNA polymerase II cis-regulatory region sequence-specific DNA binding; DNA-binding transcription factor activity, RNA polymerase II-specific. The record is from RefSeq and is a predicted model, not a curated record. Bases 542 to 1450 code for a protein of 302 amino acids. Gene Ontology annotation, biological process: regulation of transcription by RNA polymerase II; anatomical structure morphogenesis; cell differentiation. Lineage: Eukaryota; Metazoa; Mollusca; Bivalvia; Ostreida; Ostreidae. The transcript has a single exon.
AUUUGUCCGCAACAAAACUCUUUAAGUAUCCUCAAUGACACAUAACCAUCAUUCGUGUCUAAUUCUCAGUUUAUGUGAAGAAAUUGACAACAUUGCUUCACAAGACUCGAUAAAACGUUCCUUUCAUUAAGAUGAAUGGUAACUGGGCCAAUAAAAACGCUAAAUUUCCGACGUUGAAAGGAUUAAGUCUUGCUUAUUUUAAAUUCAUUUAUUAUUCGAGUUUUUACGUUAAAGCGAUGUUAACUCUCCCUCAAAAUACAAUGUCACGACCCUUAAUACUGGCCGUGGCUAUGGGACGAAUUCAUUGGCUGCUGCAGGGAGGAUAAUAUCCACCAAAUGAAGAUAUAACCGCCCAUAUAUGGGCAGAUUGACGGUUUAUUGUACGCGAUUGUCGGGAUAACUGAUGGUGGCUGAAAUGUAAACAAUUCAGUGUUGGAACUAAACUAGGAGCUUCAUCUGUCCUCUAGUUAAAGGAGAUAACCACACUUUAACAACUUCAGUAGCCGAUGUUGAGUGUUAACCAUUAAAAUCCAGUUGCAAAAUGCCGCGACCAGGAAGGAAUACCUACAAUGACCAGAAGCCACCUUACUCUUAUAUUGCUCUCACGGCUAUGGCUAUUCAAAAUUCUGCGGAAAAAAUGUUGCCACUAAGUGAUAUUUACAAAUUCAUCAUGGACAGGUUUCCUUUUUACCGACAAAACACCCAGAGGUGGCAGAAUUCAUUACGUCAUAACCUGUCAUUUAACGACUGUUUCAUCAAAAUUCCUCGUCGUCCGGACAGACCCGGCAAAGGAAGUUACUGGGCUUUGCAUCCGAUGUCUGGGGAUAUGUUCGAAAAUGGAAGCUUUUUACGGAGAAGAAAACGCUUUAAGAUGACAUUUCGACAUCAACUGCCCCUAUCGGAGAGUCUAAAGCACACCUUAGCGUUGGAAUCUCGAAUUUACCAAGAUAAUUCUCGAAUGAACUAUUUUGCAAUGAACAAUCAGGCUGUGUCCCCCUCCACCGGAACUCUGACCGGUCACGGAAACUCAUCAAACAGGAAACAACCGUUUACGAUAGAAAACAUCAUUGCCCCUGAUCAGAAAUCAAACGUUCCGUCUCUACCCCCACCCCUGACUCCAACAGCAUUGCCGGCGUUUGCAUCGCAAUUCGCCAAUAACUUGUCCUAUGGGGCACCAUUUUCGGCCGGGAAUAUCUUUUCCACGCUUGCAUCAGCGUACAAAAUUACGUCGGAUUAUGAAUGUAUUUUAAAAUCUAGGCGAUCUGCAGACUUUUCACUUCCUCCUCUUGCAUCGCUACCGAUAAAACCUUCACCAGUGUCCGCUCUGAAUUUGGCCACCUCACAAAGACAUAGUAUUGCAGAUAAGAUGAGGUACCCACCAAUGGGAAAUUCCAGUUACGGUGUGUCUGAGGAGAAAUCCCUUGUAUGUUGUACGAAAGUAAGCGCAUGAAAUCUAUUACCUAAGACUGUUUUUUAUAGAUAGGGACACGCUAAGUACAUGUUCUAUAAUGUGAUUUUACAAAAUCAAAUGAAAUAAAGAAUACUCAAAACAGUAUAUUUUGUUUUGUAAUGAUAAAUUUAAUCGAUAUAUGUUUCAUAAAAUGAACUUGUAAAUAGCAGGUAGAACUUGAAUUGCACUGAAAAAAAUUUAAAUGUUUAAUUAUAAUAAUGAAAUUUUCGCAGUAGUACAAAACUGGGAGAAAACUGAUGAAGGUUUGACCGUCUUAGUUAAUUUGUAUUUUUUAUAAUUUGUACAAACAGUUUUAUUGUAAAUGAAUUAAACGAAUUAUUUUUAUUCACUAUGUGUAUAGUACUUUUUACAUUUCAAUGCAAGUCGGAAACUGCUAAUUAAAGAUUCAAAAUUUACAGAAAGUGUUUGUUUGUUUUAGUUUCAGAGAAAAGGAAAUCUUGUUUGUUUUUUGAAAAUAAUUCAAUUAAGCUCUAGAUUUAAAACAAUUACAAGUCAAAAUUGUUUUGUAUAGAAAUAAAAAGUUUGAAAAUUUGCCUAACCAACGCGUGAAAAUAAAGUAGCACGUGAAGCAAGAUUUUAAAAAAGUGUUACUUACACAAAUCAAAUAACCAGCAUCAAUGGUACUAUCAAGACCUGGGUUUUAAAAAAAUACGCCUCUGUGAUAAUUAAUAACUGGCAAGAAAAAAUUACGUAAACUAUUUAGAAGUAAAAUAUCAUUGAAUUGCAAUUGAUCAUUACUAAAUCCUUUUGUUGUAAUUCAGUUUUGCAACUCGGUGAAAUAGGUCAUGAAAAAUAUUACUAUCAUGAUCCUAUAUUCACAAAAAUCGUCCUAUGCUAAAGAUUAUUUUGCUUGUUCUUAAUUGAAAUGUUGGCGGAAACAUCAUGUUAAAAUAAGGUCAUUUAAUUAAAACCUGAUAGCCGUGUUCUUUUUUUCCCGACGAAAAGGGAAACCUUCAUAUUGUGUGUCUCACGUUUUAAAAAACAGUAUGAUUAAAUAUAACUUUAUACAGUUAUUAGAAUAUUGACUUGUGUACUAAUGUGUGGGUAAAUAUUCACAGUAUAUUAAUUAUUGACAAUUUUACUUUCACGAUUUUGAUGUCUAAAAUUGUAUCAAAUCAUGAGUUCGAAGCCAAUUUUUCAU